Molecule: messenger RNA, 1028 nt
Organism: Durio zibethinus
Lineage: Eukaryota; Viridiplantae; Streptophyta; Magnoliopsida; Malvales; Malvaceae
Biological process (GO): chloroplast accumulation movement; chloroplast avoidance movement
Cellular component (GO): cytosol
Source: RefSeq, a predicted model, not a curated record
CUUCUCUCUCUGUACUCUUUUGUAGUAAAAGCAAAGAAAUCUCAAACCAACUCAUUAUCAAAUAUUCCGCCCUCGGCCCUCUCCCUUCUCCAUAUUCAAUACGCAAAAACACUCUUUCAUUCGAUCUCUAGCUAGCUACCAUGGAAACCCAGGCACCAAUUUCGUCUCCAAAGCCACCCAAAGAUUAUCGUUCCAACGUUGACACUUCUCGUCCCUUUCGGUCUGUCAAAGAAGCCGUCGCAAUCUUUGGUGAGAGGCUUCUUGUUGGAGAGAUAUAUACUCCAAAGCCUUACACUUACAGCCGUCCUACUAGCCAAGAGAUUACUUGGUAUUCACCAAGUCCCCAAAACCGUAAAGAAGGUGACUAUCAGGGGAGUAACCAGCAAGGGGUUUUGGAUAUCUUAAAGAAGCUAGAGGCUGAGCUCAAGGAAACAAAGACAGAGUUGAAGUUGCUUAAGGAAAGAGAAUCAGAAACAGAAGUUGCUUUGGCUUCGCUUAAUGCUGAACUUCAUAAGAAUAUGUCAAAGUUGGCAGAAGCAGAGGCGGCGGCAGCCAAAAGAGCAGCGACGACGCCGAGAACUGUGAGUAUUGAGAUGGGAAAUGGAGAAGAUAUAGCGAGAGAGGAAGAGAGGAGGAGAGAGUUAAUGAAAAGAAUGGAGAAUAACCCAACCUUGUCUCAGAUAUUGAGUAUAGGUGAAAAGGAAGGGUAUUUUGUAGGGAAAAGAGAAAGGAAGUUGAUGAAAAAGAAACCUAUUGUUCCUCUCGUGGGAGAUUGGCUUUUCAAGAAAAAAGGGUCUCCUUAUGCAUCUCCUCAAAUGUAUUUUAAUUAAGAAAAAAAUGAUCGAUCUCUCGUAAAUGCAUUUUAUUUUAGUGAAGUGAUCAAAUUUCUGGGAUUUCAUGUGUAACUCAUGGAGAGGUGGUUUGUAUUUAUCCAAUGUAACUAAAGAAAUUCGUCAUGUUUUCAUGUUUAAAUUUUCUGCUGUGCCAAAAAUAACGAGCUACUACUAUUAAGUGUUCUUUUUGUGAAA